UGCGAUCUGGGAAUAUGUGUCUCUGAUGUGAUCCCGACAGGAGGUUCUGAGCUAAAUUGUAACCACCCACUUGAACCGGAACCUUUUCAAGCUACAACUGUGUUGCCUUCACGAUCAUGUGUAUCGCAGAGCUUCAUUUACAUUCCCUUUACACAACUGAUAAAAACGACGAUGUCUCCUCCUCAUCAAGCAUGGAUGAUUUAAAAAUGAACGUUAGUCAUGUUCAAAAGCGUGCUUAAUGCGUGGUCUUGGCCGACUGUGGAAGCUUAAUUGAUUUACUUAGAAGAAGGUAAUUGCAACAUUGUAACGCAUUGGAAAGAUGGGGAGCACGACCUCUUGCUGUGUGUCUUCAAGUCCGAAGCUCCGAAGAAAUGCUCAUUCGAGGCUGGAGUCGUACAACACCGAGCCGGAGUUGAGUAGGGAGGAUACGGGCUGCAACCUGCAGCACAUCAGCGACCGAGAGAAUGUCGACGAGCUGAACAUGGAGUACAACCCCUCUGACCAUCCUCGGGCCAGCACAAUAUUCCUCAGCAAAUCUCAGACGGAUGUGGAGUUGUCCAGCAAAAGUGUGCGUGAAAAAAGAAAGAGCCUCUUCAUCAAUCAUUUAACACACAUUGACGAGUCAAAGCAUGGAUCAACUAGAAGAAAACACAGCUCCUGUUCCACCAUCUUCCUGGAUGACAACACAGUCAGUCAGCCCAAUCUUAAAUUCACCAUUAAAUGUGUAUCUCUUGCAAUAUAUUACCAUAUCAAGAAUAGGGACACAGAUGGAGGAAUGCGGCAAGACAUUUUUGACGAGAAGCUUCACCCUCUCUCGAAAUCUGAAGUGCCGUCUGACUAUGACAAACACGACCCCGAGCAGAAGCAGAUCUACCGCUUCGUCCGGACGCUGUUCAGCGCUGCUCAGCUCACUGCAGAAUGUGCCAUUGUUACACUGGUGUACGUUGAAAGGCUGCUGACGUAUGCAGAGAUAGACAUUGGCCCAGAGAACUGGAAGCGUAUGGUACUGGGAGCCAUUCUGCUGGCCUCUAAGGUCUGGGAUGACCAGGCUGUUUGGAACGUAGACUACUGCCAGAUCCUCAAAGACAUCACCGUGGAGGACAUGAACGAGCUGGAGCGUCAGUUUCUGGAGCUUUUGCAGUUCAACAUCAACGUUCCAUCAAGUGUUUAUGCCAAGUAUUACUUUGACCUGCGCUCACUGUCAGAGACCAACAACCUGAGCUUCCCUCUGGAGCUCCUGAGCCGGGACAAAGCCCAGAGACUAGAGGCGAUCUCAAGGUUAUGUGACGACAAGUACAAGGAUGCCAGGAGAGCUGCCAAGAAGCGCUCAGCGAGCGUGGACAAUCUGGUCGGGGUGCGAUGGGUCCCUGCCAUCCUUUCCUAACAACCAGGAACGUAGACCACACCUGAGACUGGGCCUGAGACUGGGCCUGAGACUGGGCCUGAGACUGGGCCUGAGACUGGGCCUGAGACUAGGCCUGAGGCUGGGAUAGAGACCAGCAUGGUAAAAUUCCCAAAAUUCCCAGGUUUUCCAGAAUACCUGAUUGGAGGAUUCCCGAUUUCCUGCUGUUUCCGGGAAUCAUCCAAUCUGGAUUCCUGGGGAAUUUUGGAAAAGUUACCCGAAUUCUGCAACCCGAACCUGGAUAGACAGACCGACCUUGUCACAGAUAGAUGCCUUCACAGUGCCUCCGCUCCUGUAACACAGGGAAGAGUUCUCAAUAGGACUGGUAGUUCACUGACUGUUAAGAGUAAGACAAAUGAAAGCUUCUUUGUGAUACAACAUAAAGAUGACUGUUAAGAGAUCUCAUGACAUCACAGUUUUCUGUGGACAGAAGCAGCCAGGUGACCAUCAAGACCAUCAGAAGUAGCCAGCCAACCAUCACUGUGGAAACAUUAGCUUUAUGCGUUGUAGCAGCAAACCAACAGAGAAGUUGUCAGAAAACAACAUUUCAGUGUCAUUUGACCUCUUUUCCUGGGUCGUACCAAACGAAAGAAAAAGGACUGAAACGGUUGGAUGAACUGAACUUGUCCAUUAAGAAACGGUUUCCGUUGAAAAGGUUUUGCUAUGGCGUGCACUAAUGAAUAGGAUCGUGGGUCCUAGACUGUCCAAGCUGGCGUGGCACGACGGACAGUUGGUUGCCUUUGGAGAUGGUUCUGUAACUUUUGGUGAAAGGGUUUAUAUUCAUUUUGUGUUCAUAAGGUUGUUUUCACUGCCUACUGCUAUAGCCGACCAAACCCAAGUACCUGCAGACAUCAUUUGAUCAGGGAAAACAGCAUUCUAGCUGUGCAGGCGUUUCUACUGGGGAUCUACAUUCAAAUUCCAGAAACAUUUAGUUCUUAAUGAACACAAUUAUUUUGUUCAUGUUCAAACAAAUUGACCAUAUUACUUUACUACCCACUGGGCAAAAACUGGUUGAAUCAACAUGGUUUCCACAUCAUUUCAACGAAACAAUUCAAUGUGAUGACGUUGAAUUAACAUGGUUUCCACAUCAUUUCAACAAAACAAUUCAAUGU
Molecule: messenger RNA, 2514 nt
Organism: Oncorhynchus mykiss (rainbow trout)
Lineage: Eukaryota; Metazoa; Chordata; Actinopteri; Salmoniformes; Salmonidae
Product: cyclin-Y
Biological process (GO): regulation of cyclin-dependent protein serine/threonine kinase activity
Molecular function (GO): protein kinase binding
Source: RefSeq, a predicted model, not a curated record